Helianthus annuus (common sunflower) is the source of this 1890-nucleotide messenger RNA. RefSeq lists its product as uncharacterized. The transcript has 3 exons. The coding region runs from base 1 to 1890 and encodes 629 amino acids. NCBI's taxonomy places the organism in Eukaryota, Viridiplantae, Streptophyta, Magnoliopsida, Asterales, Asteraceae. The record is from RefSeq and is a predicted model, not a curated record.
AUGGGGAGAUCAUUCGUCACAACCAACCACAACAUCAACAUGGGUAUGAUGAGGGUUUCCAACACAGAGAAGGCAGUGUGCAUACUUGAGAAUCCGGUUGGGAAGAUGAUGAUUAUCAGAACCAGUAUGACAGGAGUUCAACAUGGAGUCCCACAAUUCAAUGCGGGGAAUCAAAGAGCUAAUAAUCGGGUUGGGGGCGAUCAGAUACAGUUUGUGGAUGGUGUCCCACAAGUCGUUCAAGGGGCACCAAUUCAGGGCGUUGAAGGUCACUGUCGACCAGUUGUAGUACCUAACUCAUCGGCUAUAGUCACACCGGUUGGAAACAAUAACAGACCUUUCGAGGUGAGGCCUCGGUACUUAGGCCAUCUGUCAGAGUUUUAUGGAAAGAGGACCAAAGAACCGUACUUACACAUAACAAGUUUUGAUUCAAUUUGCAAAACUAUAAGAGGUUCAGGUUUUACAAAGGAAGAAGUGAAGCUGAUGCUGUUUCAGUUUACUCUAAAAGACAAAGCUCGACAGUGGUUCGCGACAUUACCUCCGGUUAGUAUAUACACUUGGCAAGAGAUGCAGCAAGUGUUUUUGGAAGAAUACUACACCAUGAAUAGAACCAGUGAAGCUCGGAAUGCAAUUAGAGCAUUCCAGCAACAUUCAGGGGAAGCGUUCCAUGAGGCGUUCACAAGGUUUAAGGAGUUGCUUAGGAAAUGCCCCCACCAUGGCAUUCAGACAUGGGAAUUGAUUAAAGCGUUCUAUGAUGGGCUACUUCCUGAUGAUGUAAGAGAUCUUAUAGCCAUCAGUAAUGGUACGUUUCUCACCAAUACAGAAGCUGCAGAUUGGGCAUAUUUGGGGAGACAGAGUGCUACUUCUAAAAGGCAGGCACAGUCUAGCAGGAGAGCAAGAUCAGCAUCAGCAAGAGCAAUUGAUUAUGAAGCUAAAGAACGGGUUGAGAAACUGAAACAUCAGAAUUUGCUAUUAGAGCGACAGGUAGCUCAGAUGAAGUUGGGAAAGGGAGCUGAAGUUAGGGCAGCUAAUGCAUUCGCAGUAUGUACAGAUUAUGGUGAGUUAGGACACCAGGUUGGAGAGUGUCUCGCAAGGAUGGUUCCGAAUGAAGAAGUGAACCAAGUAUUCGGUGAACGAAAGCAAUAUGAUAUGAAACCGAAUACAUAUCAUCCAGGUUUACGAAAUCACCCCAAUUUUAGUUACGGUAAUUCUGCUAAUCAAAUGAACCCUAAUUUUCAGGUACCCAUGCAAGGAGGCCAGCAGUAUCAGAGCCGUCAAGGUAAUUACCAAACUCAUGGCUCAUAUAAUCAGAAGGAUAAUGAAGUUCGAGACAAAACUUCUGAGGCAAUGCAGAAGCAGUUGGGGCAGCUAGCAGAAGAUCUAGCUCAGCUGAGAAGAGAUCCAGGAAAGUUGCCAAGUAAUACCACAGUUAAUCUAGCACAUCAGUCAUCUAGCUCAAAGAAUGGAAGAAACGUGCACAUCAACGUGGUAAGUGUUCUUCCAACUUCUAAAAUGGGUAGUGUUACAAUUACUCCACUAUCACAACUAGUUGAGGAGGUGGUGGAAGAUGUUGUUACUGAAUCGGAUUCUCAACAUGAUCGGGACCCAACAAGGGAUGAAAGGUGGGAAAGUUUUAAACAAGCUAAAAUUAAUCUACCCUUACUUGAUGCGAUUAAAGAGAGUCCCGAUCAGGUUGAGUGUCUGAAAGAGUUAAAUACCCAAAAACGACUUCACAAGUUUCCUAAAAAAAUUGAUUUGACUGCAAAUGUGAAUGCCGUUUUAUUGGGUACCCUUUCCCCCAAACUCCAAGAUCCAGGAGCACCCAUUAUUUCGAUACAAGUGGGUGAAUUUAAAAUAGAAAGGGCACUGUUGGAUAUUGGAGCAUUGAUUUGA